ACAAGUUGUAAUUUACAUUUGAAAUACAAUAUAUGUAUAAAUUGUAAUAUUAGGUAGAAAAAAUGAGAGAAAAUUUUGAGGAGGUUGUUAGUGAGGCCACUAAUAGCAGUAACUUGCAGUUUUGGAAAGCCAUUGGGAUCUGGACGAGAAAUCCUCAUAUUAUUAAUCGUCGGAUUCUAGCAUCCCAAGAGCUAUUAACGGUCCAAGUCAGUUGUAAUGUUGUGAAUAUUUUUGAACAUGUUGAAAAGCUGAAAAUCCAGCCUGAAGAUUUUGAGUGUGACUCAUCCUCGGGCGAUAUAAAAUGUUUAUUAGACACUUUAGGUAUUGCAGAAUAUUGCCAAGUUCAAACACAGUAUACAGAUCCAAUCGAGUCUAUGAAUGAUGAUAAGAUUUAUUUAUGCGUGAAGAAGCUGUUGCCUCGAAACACACAAAUAUUCUCGCCUACGUUGGAACUGGUACUUGUUGACAAAGGAUCGGUUAGUGUUACCAGUUUCUACAAACCGAUUGUCCUAGGUAAACAAUCUUUGGGUCUGAAUACAAUCUACAGGAUACAACAUCGCGAGUAUGCAUCUACGUGUAUAAAUGUUUGUAAAUCGGACAAUGAUAAUUAUGGCAGAAGCUGCGAUUGGCUCAAGUCUAAGUUCUUUCCACGGUUCUUGAAAUGGAUGGAUAGUGAGAACGAUAGCGUCGGUCAAAGAAUCAGUUCCCUUAGUCUCAUUUCCGUCGAGAAGUAUACUUUGCUCUACAAUCGGCUGAAAGACAAGUACGGCACGCGAAUGGUAAAUGUGUGGCCUGAGAACACUGACCCGUUCAAGUUCGUCUACGAGGACGUCGCGAUUGCUACUUACCUGUUAUUACUCUGGGAGAAGGAGAGGCUAGAAAGGAAGACACAGAAGCUGCAGUCAUUUGUCGAUCUUGGUUGCGGAAACGGCCUUCUCGUCUAUAUCUUGUCUAGCGAAGGUCACGCAGGGACAGGGAUUGAUUUGCGCAGAAGAAAGAUCUGGGACUUAUUUCCAGAGAGCACUCAUUUACAAGUUGAUACAAUCGUUCCUUCCUGGGAUACAGUCUUUCCUAAUGUAGACUGGAUCAUAGGGAAUCACUCGGACGAGCUUACCCCAUGGAUUCCCGUGAUCGCUGCGCGAAGUUCCUAUGAGUGCCGAUUCUUCUUGCUACCGUGUUGUGCCUAUGAAUUCGAUGGUAGCAAGUAUCGACGGUGCAACGCUGCCGAAAGCCAGUACUCAGAAUACAUGUCCUACGUUAAAAGCGUUUGCGAGGGCUGCGGCUUCCUCACAUUAGUGGAUAGAUUGCGAAUCCCAUCAACUAAGCGGACCUGUUUCGUCGGAUGGAAAAGAACUUGUGCGAAGGAGAAUACCACGGCGCUAGAUGCCGAUAUUCAGAGGAUCAUAAAUGCAAGGUCUCAGGUAGAGAGUUCAAGAACUAAAGCGGGAGACGGCGAAUUGUGGUCCACGAGCUUCAAACCGAGGGACUCGACAGAACAAACAAGGAAUUGCACGCAGUUGGACAAAGGACUGAUUCUCGAGAUUGUCAAUGUAGUCGUGGCACAUCUUCUCCACGUGAUUCGCAGGAUAUCGUUGGAGCGGAAACCCGGUAAAACGUGGAACGCCGGUGGACAGAUCGGCAUCGGUGAGAUGGCGAAGCUGAUCGCGCCCGAGAUGCUCCAGCAGCUGCGAAACGAGUGUGGCGGACUACAAACCUUAUUGAAGAAUCACAGUCAUAUUUUCUGCGUCGCUCAGGGAAAGGUGCAGUUUAGGAUUCCUGGCACCGUUGACAAGAAAAAAAAGAGGAGGAAAAACGGAAAUGCUAGCGCACCUUUAAGAAAGGUGAAGCCUUGUUGGUUUCACAAGAACCAUCCCGACGGAUGUCCUGCUCUCGAAAUCGACUGUGACUUUCAACAUUGAGAUCAUCUGUUGUUUUGUAGUUCUAUACCACCGAGUUUUAUGUUGUACUUAUCUAUGUUGAAUCAAACGUGCAUGUAACAGUGCGUUUUAUUUUAAAUAAAAGAAAAUAAAUGUCGAUUGUGUCGAUGCUAAAAGGA
Messenger RNA from Cyphomyrmex costatus, 2056 nucleotides. RefSeq names its product probable tRNA (uracil-O(2)-)-methyltransferase. Gene Ontology annotation, biological process: tRNA methylation. NCBI's taxonomy places the organism in Eukaryota, Metazoa, Arthropoda, Insecta, Hymenoptera, Formicidae. The record is from RefSeq and is a predicted model, not a curated record. The transcript has 2 exons. Gene Ontology annotation, molecular function: tRNA (uridine) methyltransferase activity. The coding region runs from base 63 to 1919 and encodes 618 amino acids.